GCCUAUUUCAGCAUCGAAUCCUGGGACGACUAUCCCGCGUCAAAAUUAAUUCGCACCGUUUCAGCCUUGCGUUCGUUGUUCCAAGGCUGUAAUGUUAGUUCUCUCGAUCAAAGUUCUUAGCCACGGCCCAUCAAAAAGGUGUGCAAUCUCAUUCUUAACGGUAAGGGAUUGAGCAAACUUCAGGAUACGACACGCAAUGGAUAAAAAGGUCAAAGAAGUGGCUCAAGAAGAUGCCGAACGCAUCAAGAUGCUUGCAGCGCAAGCGAUCAAGAGCCGAGCGUAUCUAUAUCCCUUCAAGGGUAUUUUGUUCUUUGCAUCCCACCGCGAUCUAUGGAGACCGCUGAUGUCGAGACUCACGCCUACGAUCUCCACCGCUGUCGGCGUUACAUCGGCCAUGUUCAUGUUCACUUACGUGCCACAAGCUGCAAUACUCACGAUAUUCAAUGGACCUCUAGCGAUCUUCUCUACCAUGAUGCUUGUGCUUAGCGAGAGUGCUACGAUCACGAAUGUCUUAACAAAAUCUUUUUUCAUCCAGGAUGCGUUACUAGACACCUUUGAUGGAACCCUUGUUGCAAGGAACCAGGCAAAUAUAGUGGCGGAAGGUCGCGACUUGAAGUCCGGUGGCGAUGCAAUGGCUCGGCUGGGCAAGGUUAUGAAGAAGCCGUUUGCCCGAUUCACGCCAAAGGCGAUCAUCCGCUACUUUAUGUAUCUUCCUUUAAAUUUUAUUCCGGUAGUUGGUACAGUGAUCUUUUUAGUUCUUCAAGGCCGGAAGUUCGGGCCCCAGGCACAUGCCCGGUACUUUCAGCUGAAGAAGAUGAGUAACCACCGCAGGGAAGAGUUCGUCGAGCAGAGAAAGGCCGCGUACACUAGCUUUGGUAUCACGGCAACAUUGCUUGAAAUGGUUCCAUUUGUUGGCAUCCUAUUUACAUUCACAAACACGGUUGGUGCGGCAUUAUGGGCUGCAGACCUCGAAAAAGAAAACAGUACGGCACCCAGGCUGCAAGAGCAAGCCGCUUCUGCUUCGAAAAGUGACUAGUAGAAUUGAAAAGACGGAUGAAACUUGCAAUGUAUACGUAAUCCCCGGUAGCAAAGAUAUGACUUGGAAAGUAGGAACGGCUUCCUAUUAGAUCUGACUUGACCAGCGCGACGUAAAGACAUUUCUAUUCCACCUUGUUUGAUGGCUGCAUUAGAUAUAAUUUUUACUAUACCAUUUUUAUCAAACAAGGGAUGUAGACUUCAG
Molecule: messenger RNA, 1240 nt
Organism: Verruconis gallopava
Lineage: Eukaryota; Fungi; Ascomycota; Dothideomycetes; Venturiales; Sympoventuriaceae
Exons: 5
Coding region: 197-1036 (279 amino acids)
Cellular component (GO): ascospore wall; prospore membrane; lipid droplet
Source: RefSeq, a predicted model, not a curated record